AUGCACUUCAGGAGCAGUGCUCUAUGUUUGCUGCUGCUGCUAUGUCUUUGCGUGCUGGGGAGGGUACUGGAAGUGAAAGGGCAAAACCAGGCGUACCUGUCGGAGGCUCUCAGAGCUUUGAAUCUGCCCCGGGGGAUGGAGGACAAGCCUCAGCUCCAGAAGAACAGCACCAGUGUCCUGAUCACCACGCUGCUGCAGGCGGUGCGCUGCGCAGAGAGGACUGGCAUGUCUCAGGACAUGUGUGAAAAGUGCCUGACACCAGACGUAGCCCUCUCUGUGCUGGAGGAUGAUGGGAAGACUUAUCUCACGGAGGAGGACUACCAACAGAUCUCAACUGUUCUGCUAUACUAUAUAAUUAACUUGCAAGAUCUGUGUGUGUCCAACGCUGCCUCUCCUUCCUCCGUUUCCUCGUCAUCUGCAAACUUUCAGUUCUAUCUUCUGGCCCUCACUAACCUACAUCCAGCUGAGGAUAACCGCUUCCUGUCACCCAGUGAAACAGAAAGUAUUCUGCAGCUCAUCAGCCAGCACUACAACCCCUCUGACCAAGAUAGUGCCUCUGAUUUGCAAUGUAUUGAUGCAGCUCGUCUCCUGGAGGAUGUUGAUGCUAAAGGAAAUCUAGGUGCUACAGCAUCUACUGUACCGAGACUGGCUGCAGCCAUCAUCAGCCAUGUUCUGCAGGGCCGCUGCUUCAGACGGAGGAACCUGCCAUCCCCUGCCUUCUUUACAGACUAUAUCUUUCAAUCUCUAAAUCGCACAAGUAACCUGCACAUUAUAGACCUGGAGGAGCUGCUUCAUCAGUUGGGAGUAGGACAGGAAGGAGGGGCGCACACUCGCGACAGAAAGAGGCGGAGCAUCACAGGACGUUCACAGAAGGCAGCCGUGCCUUCGCUGGACAGCUGCAACCCUGAACCUGAAGGAAUACACAGAGAUUGGGCACAGGUAUGUUUUUCAGCCAAUCAAUUGGUGGAUAUUUUUGCUCUGGAUCCUCAUUUGCCAAUUUCCAAGGAGCACUUCAGACAAAUUUGCCCAGCCAUCAUUCAGCAGUUGCUAGGCAAUGCCUGUGAGCCUGCAGAGCAAAAAGCAAGAGGAUCUCUACCCACUGCACUCGAGAAGUACGGCUACAGUACAGCUGCUGUCCUGCUCAUCACGGUGGGCUCCAUGUUUGGCAUCUGCCUGAUCUUCUUCAACUCCUGCCAGGAGACCUACACUCUCAUCCUGCAGCUGUUUGUAGGCCUGGCAGUGGGAACCCUUUCUGGAGACGCUCUCCUGCACCUCAUACCGCAGAUUCUUGGCCUCCAUGACGACUCUCACAGCCACGAUGAUAAACACCUCGUUGAAGAAAAGGACUAUCUGUGGAAGAUUCUGGGCAUCAUUGCUGGGAUUUACGGCUUUUUCCUGAUUGAAAGAAUAUUCUCCUUUUUAGUUCCUUCUCAUGGCCAUGGUCACUCCAGCGACCUUCCCUUAGAGCUGAACUGCAACGGUCAGUCACAGAGGGGCAAGUCCAUCUCCACCAUACAGCUGGGACCAGUGGAUGACUUGGAGUGUGCAGACAUGUCUCCUGAACAUGCAGACACAAGGAGGCCUUCACAUCAGAGACAAGGGGUUUCUCUGCUGGCUGUGAUGGUAAUUGUGGGAGACAGUCUUCAUAACUUCGCCGAUGGCCUGGUGGUCGGGGCGGCUUUCUCCUCUUCAGCUGAGACCGGCAUGGCAACCACUGUGGCCAUCCUGUGCCACGAGAUCCCGCACGAGAUGGGGGACUUUGCAGUGUUGCUCAGCUCUGGACUCUCAGUGAAGACUGCUGUGCUAAUGAACUUUCUCAGCGCUCUGACAGCCUUCAUGGGGCUCUACAUCGGCCUCUUUGUUUCCUCUGAGACAGAAGUACAGCAGUGGAUCUUCUCUGUCACUGCUGGGAUUUUUCUCUACCUGUCACUAGUAGAAAUGCUUCCAGAGAUGAGUCGGGUGAAGACCGACAGACCGUGCCUCAUGUUCCUCCUACAGAACCUCGGCCUCCUGAUGGGUUGGGCCUGCCUUUUGCUGCUCGCGCUCUUUGAACAUGAACUUAAAUUCUAAAUGCAGCGUACAUGCCUUCACGCGGGGUUGAGCCGAAACA
Stegastes partitus (bicolor damselfish) is the source of this 2110-nucleotide messenger RNA. Its product is annotated as zinc transporter ZIP12. The coding region runs from base 1 to 2070 and encodes 689 amino acids. Gene Ontology annotation, biological process: zinc ion import across plasma membrane; intracellular monoatomic cation homeostasis. NCBI's taxonomy places the organism in Eukaryota, Metazoa, Chordata, Actinopteri, Pomacentridae. Gene Ontology annotation, molecular function: monoatomic cation:bicarbonate symporter activity; zinc ion transmembrane transporter activity. The transcript has 12 exons. Gene Ontology annotation, cellular component: plasma membrane. The record is from RefSeq and is a predicted model, not a curated record.